UACACACACACACACACACACACACACUUUGCCAGACUUCCAGGAGUUGGAGCGACAGAGUUCGAGGACGGCACUGCUUCAGCGUUAAAGAAAGGAAAGCACGUAACAUAAUAUUCUGCCUCCCACAUGGAUUUGUUUUCUUCUCUUCGGCUUUUUCACGGAGCUGCGAUGGUCUGCGCGGCCGGGGAGUUCGGAGUCUCGCUCGGGAGCGAAAGAGCAAACGCACUCUUCGCUGCAAAGUUGUAAAAGUAGUUUCUCCCCCCUUGAAGAUUUUUUUUUUCUCUCUUUUAAUUUUCCGCCACCAGUUGGGACUCCGUGUUUCUCCGGUCUGCAGAGCCACAGCCAUCAUGGCGAGGCGGACUGCGGGGGGAUCCGUGGCUCUGACGCCGAGUCCGCGCGCUGCUCUGCGGGAGAAGCGGCUCGAGUUUCACCGAGGCUUGUCGUCCUUUUCCUGGAUCUUGGUUUUAAUCUGCUCGGCUCUUUCUUGUGGAUACUGCGGAGCUGAAAGUGAGUUUUCCAUCCUGGAGGAAGCGCAAGUCUUGGCCGAUCAAAUGAAGAAGCUGUCCUCGCAGGAGCUGGGAGUCUUCACCAUGCAGAGGAUUUUCAACUCGUUCGUGUACACAGAGAAGACAUCAAACGGAGAGACGGAAGUGCAGCAGUUGGCCAAGAAGAUUCGGGAGAAGUUCAACCGCUACCUGGAUGUAGUGAACAGGAACAAACAGGUGGUGGAAGCCUCGUACACCGCCCACCUUACCUCUCCUCUCACUGCAAUACAGGACUGCUGCUCCAUACCAGCUUCAAUGAUGGAGUUUGACGGGAACUUCAACACCAACGUCUCCAAGACCAUUUGCUGCGAUCGACUUUCGCCCACUGUCAACAGCCGAGCUUUCAACCCCGGACGAGACCUCAACUCAGUGUUGGCUGACAACCUGAAGUCCAACCCCGGGAUUAAAUGGCAGUACUUCAGCUCAGAGGAGGGCAUCUUCACCGUCUUCCCUGCUCACAAGUUCCACUGCAAAGGAAGCUACGAGCACCGCAGCAGGCCCGUGUAUGUGUCUGCAGUGCGACCCCAGUCUAAACACAUCGUGGUGAUGGUCGACCAUGGAGCGUCCAUAACUGAUACGCAGCUUCAGAUCGCCAGAGACUCUGCACUUGUCAUCCUUAACUCCGUAGACGAGCACGACAAGAUCUCCAUCCUGUCGGUGGCAGAGACGGUUCGUUCCUGUUCCCUGGACCAGUGCUAUAAGAGUCUGCUGUCACCAGCCACCAGUGAGACCAAGAGGAAGAUGAGCACCUUCGUCUCCAACAUCAAGGCUUCAGAUGGAGCCACGCACCACGCAGCGGGUUUCCAGAAGGCCUUCCAGCUGCUCCGAAACACCACGAGCCUCAGCAAACACAGCACCACAACAGACAUGGUGAUCAUCUACCUGUCAUCCGGCAUCACGUCCCGAGACUCAUCGGAGCAGGAGAAGAGGGCGACGCUCAGCGUGGUCAGAGAGGAGAAUCGGCACCUUAACAACUCCGUCAUGAUCCUCACCUACGCUCUCAUGAACGAGGGAGUAACUGGCCUGAAGGAGUUGGCGUUCCUCAGGGACCUGGCCGAGCAGAAUUCUGUCAAGUAUGGCGUCGACAGAGCAGCAGAUCGCGACCGCUCCUCUAUGACUUCAUCGUCCGGUUCAGGAGCUUCAGCGAUUCCCGUGGUGAAGGGAAGCAUGAUGGUUCUGAACCAACUGAGCAACUUGGAGACAACAGUUGGUCGCUUCUAUAUCAACCUUCCCAACCGCAUGAUCGACCUGGCCCGCUUCAGUCUGCCCUACUCUGAUCCGAUGGGAGACGGCUUUAUUAUGACUGUAAGUCGGCCGUGCUACUUCGGUAACAUGCUGCUGGGCGUCGUCGGGGUGGAUGUGAACCUGGCCUACAUCUUAGAGGAUGUCACUUACUACCAGGACUCACUGGCUUCAUACACCUUCCUCAUUGACAACAAAGGUUACACCCUGAUGCACCCGUCGCUGACUCGACCCUACCUGAUGACUGAACCUCCCCUUCACACAGACAUCAUCCACUACGAGAAUAUCCCAGGAUUCCCUGUUGUCCGACAGAACAUCCUCAGCCUCCCUCUGGGCAGUCAGGUCAUUGCUGUUCCAGUGAACUCGUCUCUGUCCUGGCACACCAACCGACUCAGAGACAACAGCAAAGACGCGUAUAAUGUCAGCUACGCCUGGAAACUGGUUCAGGACACAUCGUUCAUCCUGUGCAUCGUGUACGUGCAGCCUGAGAUCCCAGUGAAGCAGCUGAAGAACCUGAACACGGCUCCCAGCUCCAAGCUGCUCUACCACCGCCUGGACCUGCUGGGUCAGCCCAGUUCCUGCCUGCACUUCAAGCAGCUCGCCACCGUUGAGUCCCCCACUGUGAUGUUGGCAGCUGGUAGUUUCUCCUCUCCGUAUGAACACCUCAGUCAGCCUGAAACAAAGCGUAUGGUGGAGCACUACACCGCCUACCUGAGUGACAACACCAGGCUCAUAGCUAACCCAGGCCUCAAGUCCUCUGUCAGGAACGAGGUUAUGGCGACCAGUCAUGUCACGGAUGAGUGGAUGACACUAAUGGAAAUGAGUAGCCUCAACUGCUACAUUGUGCGCCGUUACAUAGCAACCCCCAGUGGGGUGCUCCGGAUUUACCCAGGAUCACUGAUGGACAAAGCCUUCGACCCGACCCGCAGACAAUGGUACCAGCACGCCGUGGCUAACCCUGGCCUCAUCACCUUCACGGGGCCAUACCUGGAUGUGGGCGGGGCAGGAUAUGUCGUCACAAUUAGUCACACCAUCCAUGCGUCUAGCUCACUGUCGGCGCCUGGUUACGCCGUAGCAGUGAUGGGCAUCGACUUCACCCUCCGCUACUUCUACAAAGUCCUCCUCGACCUGUUGCCCGUCUGCAACCAGGACAAAGGCAACAAGCUCAGGUGUUUCAUUAUGGAGGACAGAGGAUACUUGGUAGCACAUCCCACUCUCAUUGACCCAAAAGGUCAUGCCCCUGCUGAGCAACAGCACAUCACACACAAGGAGCCGCUGGUGGCCAACGACAUCCUGAAUCAUCCCAAUUUUGUCAAGAAAAACCUGUGCAACAGCUUCAGUGACCGCACUGUGCAGCGCUUCUACAAGUUCAACACCAGCAUCAUGGGUGAUCUCACUAACCUGGUCCAUGGUAGCCAUUGUUCCAAGUAUCGCCUGAUCCGAAUCCCCGGCACCAACGCUUUCGCUGGCAUCGUCAACGAGACAUGUGACUCUCUGGCAUUCUGCGCCUGCAGCACCGUGGACCGGCUCUGCCUCAACUGCCACAGAAUGGAGCAGAAUGAGUGCGAGUGUCCCUGUGAGUGCCCUCUAGAGGUCAACGAGUGCACAGGCAACCUCACCAACGCUGAGAACAGGAAUCCCAGUUGUGAAGUGCACCAGGAGCCGGUCAGUCUGAAUGUGAUUGAUCCCAGUCUGCAUGAUACCCUGCCUCAGUGCAUCAACACGCGCUGUAGCCAGAGAUACACCAGCAGUGACUGUUUCGGUGUGUUGGACUGCGAGUGGUGCAUGGUGGACAGCGAUGGGAAGACUCACCUGGACAAGCCCUACUGUGCCCUGCAGAAAGAGUGUUUCGGAGGCAUUGUUGGUGCAAAGAGCCCAUACGCGGACGGCCUAGGGCUCGUCGAUGAGGAGGUUGCUUCUCUGAAUAUGAUCAAGAGCGCCCCCGUGGGUCCAGUUGCUGGGGGCAUUAUGGGAUGUAUCAUGGUGUUGGUGCUGGCUGUGUAUGCAUACAGACACCAAAUCCACAGGCGGUCGCAUCAGCACAUGUCGCCACUGGCGGCUCAGGAAAUGUCGGUGAGAAUGUCGAACCUGGAUAACGAAAGAGACGAGCGGGAUGAAGACAGCCACGAGGACAGAGGGAUCAUCAGUAACACUAGAUUUAUAGCUGCGGUGAUUGAGAGACACACACACACUCCUGAACGGAGACGGCGGUACUGGGGACGAUCUGGGACGGAGAGUGACCACGGUUAUAGCACCAUGAGUCCGCAGGAGGACAGCGAGAAUCCACCGGGAAACAACGACCCGCUGUCGGCCGGCGUGGACGUCGGCAACCACGAUGACGACCUGGACCUGGACACGCCCCCCCAAACGGCUGCGUUGCUCAGCCACAAGUUCCACCCGUACCGACACACGCACUCGCACCACCACCCACUGCACACGCACCACCUGCAGGCGGCGGUCACCGUGCACAGUGUGGACGCAGAGUGCUGAUCCCCCGGCCAAUGGUGGAACUUUUAUUUUUUUACGAGAAAAAAAGAGACUAUUUUUAAAAAGAAAAGAACGUUGGGCUUGUUUACACAGUGGGUACUGUUAAGGAUGGAGGGGAGGAAGAGAGAUUCCACAGCUGGACUUAAACCCACACUUGGAGCUGAGACACUGGGACCUCCGUGUCAGAUUGUGUGCGUAUUUUUCGCCCACGUUCGCUUUGUGCCAACAUCUCAACCUUCAACGAGGAACUGGAAGCCUGAACGCCUGUAACAUGGAAGGCCAACAUGGAUCCGUGGACUUGUGUCCUCUCCAAACUCCAUGCAUCUGUGAAAAUUGCUCCCUGAAGAGUGAAAUUAUUAACUUUCCAACACUUAACCCUGGAUCUAAUAUGGGAUUAUAUCAUGGAUUCUACAGUAGCUUUACUCUCCAGAUAAACAUGCCAUUUUUAUUUUUAUUUUUUGUUGCCUUGACCUAAAGGAGUAGCUGCUGCUCUUAGGUGAAGUGGGAAGAGAUUUUUGAACAUUUUCACAAAAUCUCUGUGAACUCGUAGUCGGCGAACGCUUCACAUAAACACAGGAAGAAACACUUAAAAAAAAAAAAGAGGAAAAAGUUAUUUUUCUACUAUUUAUUAAAGGGGUAGACAGAUAAGCAAGCAGCUGCCGCAGACACAAGCAAGUCAGUGUCACGAGAUAUAGACUUCCUGCCAAUCAGUGCAUCACAGUUGGGGCGGGUCAGUCUCUGUUUUUAACUCCCUUAAGAAGCUGAAUGUUCAUUGUUAUUUAGACACGUUGAGAAACAUGGAAGAACUGGAUAUUGACGAUGAAUAACGAGUAGCUAAUUUUUUUUUUGCUUCCCUUUUUCUUUCCACCUUCUGUACCCAUAAUGUUUAACUGUGCAGUAAAGCUGAUACGAGUUAAAAGCACAUCUCAGUGUCUUAGUUUUAGCCUUUACCUCAUCCACAGCGUUGGAGUGAUGUAGUCUUUGACAUGUAGACGUGCACAUUUAGUUGGAUUUAGUUGUUUUUUUUUAGCAGAAACUGACAGCAUUCACUGUGGACAUGUCGUCUGUGUCAGGAGACAGAACUUCAGAUGCUCGCCGGACUUUUUAAAGCCUCCUCGAGACAAGAGAAGGAAGGGAAGAUAGAAACUAACAUUCCUGGCUUUAGUCAGCGCUGGGGAUUUGGUGUGUGAGGAUAAUUGGGGGGACGGUUUCAGAGUUUCA
Molecule: messenger RNA, 5495 nt
Organism: Solea senegalensis (Senegalese sole)
Lineage: Eukaryota; Metazoa; Chordata; Actinopteri; Pleuronectiformes; Soleidae
Gene: cachd1
Product: cache domain containing 1
Exons: 27
Coding region: 348-4277 (1309 amino acids)
Cellular component (GO): voltage-gated calcium channel complex
Molecular function (GO): voltage-gated calcium channel activity
Source: RefSeq, a predicted model, not a curated record